Messenger RNA from Echinococcus granulosus, 2301 nucleotides. RefSeq lists its product as hypothetical. The transcript is spliced from 6 exons. NCBI's taxonomy places the organism in Eukaryota, Metazoa, Platyhelminthes, Cestoda, Cyclophyllidea, Taeniidae. The coding region runs from base 1 to 2301 and encodes 766 amino acids. The record is from RefSeq and is a predicted model, not a curated record.
AUGUGUAGCGGGUUUUUCCAACUUUUCUCAAAGGCGACACCUCAGCACUUGACAAACUCUUGGAGGCAAUUAACCCUUCUGAUAAAGCGUGUCCCCUGCUGUCACAAUCCAACUACUGCCGGUGCUACUGCAACUGCUGCUGCUGCUGCUGCUGCUGCCGACGGACUUGAUGGUGAUGUUACCGCUGGCAAGGGUAGCAGUAGUACAAGGGGUAGUGGCAACAAGGGUGAUGCCGUACGUCUGGGGCCGCUGCACAUCGACAUCACCUCGCCCACAUCGACAGCGAGCAGCGGCAGGAAGAGUGGCGGUGACGACGACCAAAUGGGUAUGCAACGCAGCGAAGCAAAGGCGAAUGGUCUCCGAAUCUCCAACGGAGACGCUGGUUCUGCGCUCUCCGCCGACAAAACAUUCCCAGUUCUGUUGCCGAAAAACAACACCACCAUUGCAACUGCGUCAUCAGCCUCAAAACGAGAUCUGUUUAGCAUUGCGGCGCUGACAGCAGUGGAGGAGAGAGAGGAGGCGUCGUCGUCAAUGGUGAAGUCAUCUCAAGAGCAGCAGCAGCAGCAACAACAACAACAAUCACAAGCCCAUUCGCCCCAGGUGCCGCAAUCUCCACAGCUGCGACCGAAUGGCCAUCCGCUGACACCAGCACAGUGGUUGGAGCGUCUGUCGAAUAAUCGAGGUGGAGAAAUGGCCUGGAACAAGGGAGGGAUUGGGAUGGCAGAGGAAGAAAUGCGUCAACUCACUCACCUCCUCUUUACAGACCGGCAGAAUUCUCUUGGUGCAGGUGCACCGCAAACUGGCGCAAUGCAUCCACCUGCCGCCUUGACCACCAAUAAGGCGUUUCCACCGCCACCACAUCCACCCUUGCCUUUCACACCUCCCACUGCUUCUGCUACUGCUCUUGCAGCCGCCGCAGCCGCCGUCGUCGGUUGUGGUGGCAGUGGUGGUUCCCUCACCACCACCACCGCCACUACCACCAUCGCUACUGCUAAUCUCACCAGCAUUGCAACUUACUUUCCAACUCCGGUGAACUCCACUUCCGCUGCUACGACGACGCCCAUUCAUCUGCCGCCGCCACCACCGCCACCGCCGCCGCCGUUGUCUCACUCACCAGUCUUCUUCAACUCCACCGCCACUGGUGUUGCUGCCGCUCUUGCCGCUGGCAUACGGCCAACAGCACCCGGGCCCACAUCUCCAUUCCUCACCCGUUGCACCAUCCAGCAGUGCAGCACACGCUCGCAGAGCGACGCCAGUGGUGGAUGCAGUCGACCUGACUUCCAUGGCCGGCGGAGGAAACGACGGGGUUGGCAGUAUGAAACGAUCCGCGUGUGCAAGACCCGCGAUUCCACAGUCACUCUUGAGUUUUCCACACUUCUGGGCACACCAACGCUCUGCGGUCGCUAUCGCUACUGCAAUUCAUCAACCACAGCCUCAACCACCCUCAUCUGCGAAUCGACGACUUCAUCAAUUGCCACGUUUUCGCGAUCUCUUUCGUAUCGAUGGGAUGGUGAGUUGUCGUCGCCUUCAUUUUCUUCGCCUCCAGCACAAAUUUGCUGCUCAUUUAUCACCCUUUCUUCUAUUUGGAAGCUGUCAAAUCGCGGUGCGACGGCGCACCUUCGAAUCUGCUACCAUAUCAUGAUGGACAAGACACACGGUCUGAAGCCGGUGAACCCAUCGACGAACCCUUGGUGGUACGUGGAACCAAGUGCCACUCUGCCUCAACCGAAGCCACGCGAACGACCCGCACCCCCACAUCCACACCCGCACCCGCAUCCACACUUGUCGCACCACCAAACACUGCCGCGCUUCCCUAACUACGAGCAUUUCAUGCGAACGGCGUUAGGAGGUGGUGGUAGUAGUGCUGGUGGUGCAGGUGGUGUUGGUGGUAGUUGUACUGUGGCACCACUGCCGCCCCCCCACCCCAUUGCGAUCGACUUGACGCGGUCACCUCCGCCUCACAUGGCGGGACUGGCGAUGUCAUCGGCUCGAAAACUGCUACAACAUCAGGAAAUGCCUCGUCCCGUGGAUGCAGCAACAGUGGCCAAGUUUUUCCAACAGCAUCAGCAGCGGCAGCAGCAGCAACAACAACAACAAGAAACAGAAUUGAUGAUGGCGUUGAAACGACGACGAGUGAUGCCGGAGGGUGGAGCAUUGGUUUCGCCACCACCGCCAUCACUACCUCCGCCGUCUAUGCAGCCUGCGCCGCAGCUGUUGCCUCCACCGCACUACCAGAAUGGGGGAAUGAGGAUGCCUCUGGGUUUCCCCUUCUCUCCGCCACAUUUCCGCCACCCGUUGUGA